AUGCGGCCUAUAAACCCCCUCGUCCAAACAAAAGAAUCGCAACCCCCCCCUCUCGGUGAUCUCGUCGAAGCCAUCAACCAAAAGCAGCUCAAGGAUACUAAUGGAGAUGGCGUCACUUAUGGGAUCACAGACACUGAGCUCAUAGCCUCCUACAACUGGGCUGAUCAGAAGGCCCCAAAGAUCAUUGUCCCUGGACGUCCACGCCUUUGGAAGCCGUUGGAGAAACCUCGACAGCUUGAAGAGGACAACGGCGUAUACUAUCGCGACAACAACUCCGCCUUCUUCCCAAAGCAUCCCCUCGAGCCGGCGAUUGUCUCCAUAAUGAAGAUGCAUCCGAGCUCCCUUGACAUUGACAUUGUCGGAUGCAACAGCACCAUCGGAAAUCUCCUGCGGUUUGUUCAAGGGACAGAGCGCUCAUUCCGUAUGCUCGUGGAGGUGGUGGGCAAGACGGUACAUCUCAUUCGCAGAGAAAACUCGCCAAAGGAGCAGAUACUGGGGGUCCGAGGCUUUGGACACGCGUUCCCAGAGGCUUACACCACUUGGACUCCUGACGUUCGGCCAUCCAAGUCGCACCAUAGAAUUCUCAAGUUCCGAUUCGGCGGGCUUGACUUGCUGGUGCGACACAGCGCUGACGGGUGUAUUGAAGGCCAGGACAACAAGGCCUCUUCUGACGCAGAGUCUCCAACUGCAAAAGACGAGGACCUGAGCAGUCUGCUCGGGAGCCUCUCAAUUGGCCCAGCUUCUUGUUUGCCUGCUGAUUUGGAGCACCUCGAGGUGGUAGACGGUGGCCAAAUCACGUCCCAAGACUCCAUCUUCGACCUCAAGACUCGCUCAAUCAAAGCCAUCGGCAGAGAUACCCUGGGCGAAGAGCUACCACGGCUGUGGCUCGCUCGAAUCUUCAAGUUCAUCUUGGCUCAUCAUACACGAGGGACUUUUGACAACGUCGAAGUUGCCGACGUACGUGACGAGGUCAAAGAAUGGGAAGAAUCACAUCAAGAAGAACUCGGCCGUCUGAGCGCUCUGUUGCAUCGCAUACAGGCCAUAGCGUUGGAAAACGAGGACACAUUGUUGGAGAUUGUGAGAGUGGACAGCGGGCCUUUGGAGAUUCGGAAACGCCUUCCGGAUGCAGGCGUUGCAUUCUCGGACGAGGUGAAAGAGCAGUGGCUCAAGUGGCUUGAACGUGGAGAUGAAGAGUCACUUGAAGACAGUGAUGGUGACAGUGGCAGCAAUAGUGAAGGCGGCGACUUGACUGCAUGUGACGAAGAAUGUGGGUAUUGCGGUAAAUGCAGUUCGUGA
Molecule: messenger RNA, 1296 nt
Organism: Trichoderma citrinoviride
Lineage: Eukaryota; Fungi; Ascomycota; Sordariomycetes; Hypocreales; Hypocreaceae
Exons: 2
Coding region: 1-1296 (431 amino acids)
Source: RefSeq, a predicted model, not a curated record